Messenger RNA from Myiozetetes cayanensis, 2761 nucleotides. It is a transcript of the gene NYX, whose product is annotated as nyctalopin. Gene Ontology annotation, molecular function: protein binding. The transcript has 4 exons. The record is from RefSeq and is a predicted model, not a curated record. Gene Ontology annotation, cellular component: extracellular matrix. NCBI's taxonomy places the organism in Eukaryota, Metazoa, Chordata, Aves, Passeriformes, Tyrannidae. The coding region runs from base 572 to 1993 and encodes 473 amino acids.
UCGGAGAGUGCCAAGGAGGGAGAGGAUAUGUUUUGGAUGCCCCAGGACUGCUGCCCUAUGUGGCCUGUCAUGCUGCUCCUUCUGCCCCCACACCCUCAUGUACCAAAUGUGUCUUCCCUGCACAACCUGGGGCUGACUCGCAUGGCUAAUGGCAGCCUCAUGAGCAGGAGGGAGGACACAGCCGCUGCCCGGCCAGGUAAGCAAUGCCUCUGGCUGAUUUCUGUUGGGAAUUUUAGUUUCAACUAUUUGACCCUAAGCUGGUUACGCUCCUCUGUACCACCACCCAUUUCCUGGGGAGGCAGCCAGUCUGUUGCUGUGGGUGACCUCUCCAGUCUAUUGCUGUUGGUGACCUCUCCCCACAUCAGAUAAUAGGAACCUGACCUUGGCACGGCUGGUGGGGAGGAUGUGGAUGAGCUCCUGAAAAGCAGUGGCAAAAAGCUGCAGGAUUCCCUGAGAAGGUCAGUGGUGGAAGAAAGAUACUCACCAGGAAGGUGCUGGGGACUUCUUCAGUUCGAAAAUCCCUCAAGUUUGUUUGCCAGACCUGAAAUGCCACUAGGGAAUAAUCAAGGUAAUGUUUGCCAUCAUUUUAAAUGUGAUCCUUUGGAUCCCUCAUGCCCACGGGGUUUGGGCCUGUGUCCGGUCCUGCCCUCCCAACUGCGUGUGCACCCAGGAGCGGAGCUGCUCCGUCCUCUGUGACCGCGCCGGCCUGGGGCAGAUCCCCAGCCAGUUCCCUUGCGAAGCCUCUUCAAUCAACCUGGACAAAAACAGCAUCAAGUUCCUCUCCGAGAGGGCCUUCGGGACCUUGCCUUCCCUCAAAUCCCUGUCGCUCAACCACAACAACAUCUCCUUCAUCACGCCGGGGGCUUUCAAGGGGCUGCCCAGCCUGACCGAGCUGAAGAUGGCCCACAACGAGUACAUCCGCUAUCUCCACACGCGGACUUUCACCGCCCUCAGACGGCUGGUGAGGCUGGACCUGGCGGACUGCAACCUCUUCAACAUCCCAGACAGGAUCUUCAUCGAGCUGCCCGCGCUGCAGGAGCUCUUCUGCUUCCAGAACAACUUCCGAAGGAUCCCAGGCGCCAUCAGGGGCAUGGAAAACCUGACCCACGUUUACCUGGAGAGAAACAGGAUCGAAGCGGUGGCCUACAACUCCCUGCAGGGCCUGAGCAAGCUGAAGUACCUGAAUCUGCAGGACAACAAGAUAAAUGUCAUUCACGAGCGAGCCUUUCAGGCCUGUCAGAAGAUGGAGUACCUGUACCUGAACGACAACUUGAUCAGCGAGCUUCCAGAAAACUCCUUUGUUGGCCUGAGGCAUUUGAAGAUGCUCAACCUGGGGGGGAAUUUUCUCAGGAACAUUUCCAACACCUGGUUCAGGGACCUGGGGGAGCUGGAGAUCCUCUACCUGGACCGCAACAGGAUCAGCUACAUCGAGGAAGGGGCUUUUGAGAACCUCACCAGCCUGGUCUCGUUGCACUUGAACAGCAACAACCUGACGACCCUGCCCUUCUCCGUCUUCGAGCCGGUGUAUUUCCUCGGGCGGCUGUACCUCUUCCGCAACCCCUGGGAAUGUGACUGCCGCAUCGAGUGGCUCAAGGAGUGGAUGGAGAAUUACAGGCUUGUCAGGGAUAUUCCGUGUGCCUCCCCCUCCUCAGUAGCCGGGAUUGACCUGACAGAUGUGCUCUAUGAGAGGUCGCCGGAGGGUUAUUGCCUCGACCCGGUGGAGCUAAACAUCACGUCUGAGGGUCCGACCCCAAGCGAAGAGCCUUGGUCUACCACAGAGAGCAAGUUCAACAGCCUUAUCUCCAAACUCUUGCUCCAGAUGGGCCUUCCUGAAGAGGUGUCAAACGCCACUGAAGUCUACGGUAACACCACGCAGCUGGAUGGACAGACGGAAGGGGUUUCUUCCGGCGUGGGGGAAAACAGUAUCGAGGCCGACUCCUCUUCUUUUUACCUCCCAGCACUUUUUACAGUGAUUGUUUUGCAGUGCAAAUAGUCCAAGGGCUGUGUGGACCACGGGUCCUGCUUAAGCAUUUAGUCCUUGCACCUACUUAGUCAUUAGGGGGAAGUUCGUGCUGGGGGCCUCUGAUACACAACUGGCUCCAAACUCUUCCAGGCUGGGUUGGUUGGGUCUGUCUCCAGAUUCCCCUGGGAGCUGGCGGGAUCUGGUUCAAGGCUGGGUCCCACUCUGGGUGAGAAACCUGCCCUUUGGGUGUCUCAGAGCCUCCUGGAUACCCACAGAGCUCUGUGGAAGAUGAGUAGCUGCAAGGUUGAGUUUUGCCUAGAGAGACUCGUGAUGUUCCCUGUACCUCAACAGGAUUUUGAUCCUUUCUCCCUCUGCUAUCCUGGCACAGAUGCAGGAGAGCCAGAUGGACCCAUGUUUGUCAAAACAUUCUUCUCUGAGGCAAAGCUACUUAACAACAUACUUAUUAGUGUCAUUUCAAUGUAUUUAAUUUUAUUCAAUUAAUAUAUUGUUUCAAGGAAUAUCCUGUUUUUAUUUGUAGAUUAUUUCAUGGCAUGGCAGCAGGGGCAGAGCAUGGUGAUGACAAAUGCAGCCAGGCUCUACUAAAUAUUUUGUAUUUCCACCACUAAUGUGUACCACAUAGUGUAUCAUAUUACAUCAUACUAACCAACCAUGCUCUCAUUUUCUUUAUAUGGCACCUUACAUGUUUUAUCUGUGAAAUCAUCAAUGAAAGCUGCUAAUAUGAUCAGAAAGAAUUAUAAUGUUUUAUGUAUCAAAGCACAUUAAUAAAAUAAUUUGAUA